AUGUCAAAUAAAAGAAACGUUGAUCAGUUUUUAAUAUCUUUAAAUAAUUUAUCUAAGUCUUUAGAAGUAAAACAUUUCAAUUUUGAAAUUGAUUUGUUUAAUGAAUCAUUUAAAGAAAUUACUAGAAUUAAUGAAAAUAUUGGUCAUAUUAAAACAUUAGAAGAAAAAGAUCAAAUUAUUCUGAAUACUAAUUUAUUAGUGGCAAGUACUUUUAGAUCAUUUGUAAAACAAUUUAAAGAAAUAAUUGCUAAAGAUAAAUCAAAUUUACAAAAAGUUCUGAAUGUUGUACAAGGUAAAGAAGUAUUAGAAAGAAGUGAAUAUUAUAAUCAAGGAAGAAAGUCAUUUGAAAGAGUUAGGUUUUUAUUAAAACAAUUAUCAUUUCUUGAAAUAACUAGAAAUUUUAUUGUUGGUUUAAUUAGUUCUUAUUCUCCUAAACCUAUUGAUAAAAAUGUUCCUAUUGAAAAACAAAAAGAACUUCGUUCUAUGAUUUAUUUGUUAUUUAGUGUUUCAAAUGAAUUAACAAAAUUUAAUGAAAAUAAUUUUAAACUCGUUGGAAGACAUAUUGAGUUUACUGUUAUUUGUGAUAAAGAAGUAUUAAGAAAAUAUAUUAAAGAAAAAAGGUUAAUUACAAAUGAAUUUAUUGUAAAUGAAACAAUAGUAAAUAAAUUAGAAAAAGAAUCUAUUAAAGAAGAAGUUUGUAAUUUAUCAAGAAUAGAUGGAUAUGGAUUUCUUGGAUCUUCUUUUGAUUUUAUUAUUGACGCUUUUGAAAAAGAAAUAAAUGAUACAUUACCUGAAGGAUUUAGCUUCUCCUUUAAUAAACAAAAUAACAAAGAAGAAUAUUCUGCAGAAUUAAAACGAAGUCAACUUGUUAAUGGUAAAGUAGUUAUUGAAUUAACACGAUUCAAUAAUUUUAAACAAACCAAAACGUCAUUUACACUUCAACAAGUUGAUAAAUAUAAAUUCAAAUAUUAUGGUAAAGGUGAAGGGUCUUCAUUAUUUGGACUAAAACCAUUUGACAUUGAAAUUACUAUUAGUACUACCCAAGAUAAAUGUAAAUUAUUUGGAAUUUCAUCUCCAUGUUUUUCACAGAGAAACAGUAAUAAAAUAUUUAUUUCUUCAAGUACUUUAUCAGUAUCUACGGAAUGUAUUCAGUUUGAUAAUGUUACUUUUUUAGAUGCAAGUAAUAGCGACAUCGAUUCUUUUGUAAUGGAACAACCUGAGGUGUGUGUUCAAUUAAUUGUUUUUAAACAUGAUUUAUCUUUUGAAAUAAAUGGAGAUGAUUUGAUUUAUACAUUGACAAUGUUAUCAAAAUUUGAAGGAAGGAAUAUGAUACUUGCACUGGAAGAUACUUUUAUGAACCAAAUACUUUUAGAUUUCAUGUUGACAAAUGGUUGUACUUAUGUAUAUAAAGGAGUAACAUUUUUUGUUCAACAAAAUGUUUGCACUCAUAACAUAAAGAUUAAGGUUAAAUUGUUAGAUAAAAUAGAUACUGAUUCUAAAACAAUUUGUACAUGA
Messenger RNA from Entamoeba nuttalli P19, 1515 nucleotides. RefSeq lists its product as hypothetical. The transcript has a single exon. Lineage: Eukaryota; Evosea; Mastigamoebida; Endamoebidae. The record is from RefSeq and is a predicted model, not a curated record. The coding region runs from base 1 to 1515 and encodes 504 amino acids.